AUGGCUUCACUUCUCUCACAGAUGAUCGAGGAGUCAAAUGUGUACAAGAAGUACUCAGCAAGCCGCGGCAACGGCCUGUUUGCCUCCCAAGACCUUCAGGUCAAGUCACAAGUGAUAUUCGUGGCGAGGCCGCUACUGAUGGUCCUCGAUACCGCACAACUAAAGUCACACUGCGACUAUUGUUUGAAACCUCCCUCGGAGCACUCUCCUUGGGCAGAUUCGGGUGAAAACAACACGCUGAAAAGAUGCACAGGAUGCAGUGUUCUCAGAUUUUGCGAUCGGCAAUGCCAGAAGCAUGCCUGGGCUCAGUACCACAAGUUGGAAUGCAAGGUCUAUGCAGCCCAACCUCGUGCAUUGCCAACACUGAAUCGAGCGAUUUUGAGGCUGUUGAAGCAACACGAUGCAGGGAUACUUCCAGUCGGAGAGUGGGAAGCUCUCCAUUCUCUUCAAGACCAUUAUGAAGGACUCUUGCAAGUGGGUGGUAAGAAUUGGCAGGAUCUUCUUCUUGUGGCCAAGAAGCUCCAACAAGAUUCGGGGGGUAAGCGGAGGUUGGAAACCAUCUUGCGCCUUGUGUGUCUGGUCGUUGUCAACUCCUUCACAUUAACUAAUCCUACAUUUGACCCUAUUGGUCUCGCUCUCCACCCGAGAUCUGCGCUUUUCAACCACUCCUGCGAACCCAACGCGCUGGUUCGUUUCGACGUCGCUCCCAAAUCCGAGGCUGGAAAAUUUCCACCCUCAGGUAGCAUAUCGGUGUACACUCUACGACCAGUGUCCAAGGACGAAGAACUUACCAUUUCGUACAUCGACACGACCAGCCCCCUAGUCAAACGCCAACAGGAGCUGAAGGAGCGCUAUUUCUUCGACUGUGCUUGCAAAUUAUGUUCGCAAGGCACCAGUCAUGUCCUAGAUGGGCUCCGCCUCGACGGCGACUCCAGUGCUUACCAACGACAAGAAGAGUCGAAGAAGCUCAUGAACGCUCAAACCUCAGCCGAACAAUAUCUCGAAUGGGUCAAGGCGACGCCAGGGCUGGAGCACCAGCAAGUUGCUGAGAUCAGAGACGCCAUGAGCAAGUUGGCUGCCACCCAUAACUGGGAGCUCCAUCGAUAUCCAUGGCCACAGCUGAGAAAGCUUUUGUUCCUCGGUUUACUUGGUCUGGAGGAAUUUGACGCCGCUUUCCUUCAGUGCGCCAUAUUGCUCCAGAAAGUCUAUCCAGUGAUCUUCACACAGAGACACCAUCCCGUACGACUGGUGGAAAUGUGGACUCUUUUCCGAAUGUGUCACGCUCUGUUGGUCACUCAAACCAGCCCAGAAGGCUAUUCCGAGCCACUGGUGACGCUUGGCUGCGCGGCACUCCACGAAUUAAACAGCCUUCUCGAUAUUGGUGGUAGGGUGGAGGGGCAGUUUGAACAUCUUGUAGUCAAAGCAUUACAUGCCGUGCAGAGUGAGCCAUUUAUUUGGGGCAAGUAUGAAGAAAGGGUCAGCAACUCUGCAUCCGCUUGGGCAUGGUUAGAUCAAAAGAUACAUGACUAUCUAGUCAAAGAAGAAGGAAUUCAAGUUGAAGAGCUCGGACAUCAUAACUGA
Molecule: messenger RNA, 1581 nt
Organism: Exophiala aquamarina CBS 119918
Lineage: Eukaryota; Fungi; Ascomycota; Eurotiomycetes; Chaetothyriales; Herpotrichiellaceae
Exons: 3
Coding region: 1-1581 (526 amino acids)
Cellular component (GO): nucleus
Molecular function (GO): protein binding
Source: RefSeq, a predicted model, not a curated record